Drosophila subobscura is the source of this 1779-nucleotide messenger RNA. RefSeq names its product DNA repair protein XRCC3. Gene Ontology annotation, biological process: telomere maintenance via recombination; resolution of mitotic recombination intermediates; double-strand break repair via synthesis-dependent strand annealing. Bases 340 to 1347 code for a protein of 335 amino acids. Lineage: Eukaryota; Metazoa; Arthropoda; Insecta; Diptera; Drosophilidae. Gene Ontology annotation, molecular function: four-way junction DNA binding; ATP binding; ATP-dependent DNA damage sensor activity. Gene Ontology annotation, cellular component: replication fork; Rad51C-XRCC3 complex. The transcript is spliced from 4 exons. The record is from RefSeq and is a predicted model, not a curated record.
GUACGCAAUUAAAUGAAUGAUUGGAAAACAAACAAUUAUGCAAGUGAUUUGUGGUGUUUAGUCAACUUAAGUUUCAAUUUAGAGCAUAAUUAAGCGUUUUGCGGCUUACUUAUGCCGUUGUUUGUGGCCUACUUGCAACGACAGCUGAUUGCACGCUGAAUGCCGGUUGUCUGCAAGGCCCUUCCCUGCCUUCGUCGGUUUUAGGUUUUGCUUGAUCAAUAAAUUGCUCGCUGCCUUGGGAAUAAUUCCGCAAGGUGUUGAAACGCGACACCUGCCGUGUCGGGCUGCACGCAAAGCAGCUCCAGGCAUGCCAACACACUCGAUCCGGCCGCCGCAGCGAUGACAAACUUUUUGGAACAAUUACCUAAGCGAAUUAGAGACAUUGCUGAGAGCCUCAAUGUGCUCACACCAGAGGAAGUGCUGACGACGCCCAGGGUCAAGUUUUUGGACACUCGCGUCACAUCGGUGUACACGCUGGUGCGUAAGUGCACGCCGGACGAUGUGCGUGUGCUGAAGGAUGCGGCAGCCAAGUGGCUGGCAGAGACACCGCUGACAGCUGAUUCCCUGUUCAAGCCGCUGGCCAAUGUCAGAUGGUCACGCGUGUCCUUUGGCUGCCCUGCCUUGGAUCGCUGCACGGGCGGCGGUGUGGUCACGCGGGGCAUAACCGAAAUCUGUGGCGCUGCCGGCGUGGGCAAGACACAACUGCUGCUGCAGCUGGCUCUCUGUGUGCAGCUGCCGCUGCAGCUGGGCGGCCUGGGCAAGGGCGUGGCUUACAUAUGCACAGAGGAUGUCUUUCCGGCGCGACGUCUGCGUGAGAUGAGCAACGCUAUGGAGGCGCGCUAUCCCCAGGAGUCACUCAAUCUAAUGGGCAACGUUUUCGUGGAGCAUCAGCGCGAAAUUGACACGCUUAUGAAUUGUGUUGUCAAUCACCUGCCGCGACUGCUGCGACAGCACAGCAUUGGCCUGAUCGUCAUCGACUCGGUGGGUGCCAUUUUUCGUCUCUUCACGGACUACCUCGAGCGCGCCAAGCUAAUGCGCCGCCUGGCCAAUGCUUUGAUAAGCUACGCGGACAAGUACAACUGCGCCGUGGUGUGCGUCAAUCAGGUGUCCAGCAAGUGCAAUGGCAGCUCGGAUGAUGCGCCCAGCCUGGGCCUGCAAUGGUCGCAUCUGGGUCGCACUCGCAUGAGCAUUACGCGCGUGCCCAAGCAGCACAUGGUCCAGGAUCAGCUGCUGACAGUGCGCAAGCUGGAGAUUUUGUACUCCCCCGAGACGCCCAAUGAUUUUGCUGAGUUUUUGAUCACCUCACAGGGCGUGGUGGAGCUGCCCCCCAAAGUGCGACGCUUGUGAAUUUUCAUAGAAUUUUUAUUUGUAUUUUUUAUGUUUUCUUUUCUUUUGAAUUUGUUGAAUUUAAAAUGUGUAACGGCGGCGCCUGGUACUCUCUUUUUUGCCUUAUUUAAUUUUUUGCUUUGUUUUUGUUUUGUUUUUUUGUACAAACACUCAAUAAAUAUGUUCAAUUUACAGGGUAGCAUAGCUUAGAUCUACAUUUAUAUAGUUUAUAGUUCAUAGUUCAAGUAGUAAAAUCAAUUUUUUGCAAUUUGUAAUUGGGUUUUGCCGCCGGGCAUUAACUCUCUUCCGCUCUCUUUAUCCUUUAUCCUUCGUAUACAUUAUCACAUGAAAUUUUCGAAAGUUUCAAAUUACAUUUACGUAGUGGCUCCCAUUAAACAUUUACAUAAAUGCAUUUCUAAUGGCAACAUUUACAUUUGAAAUCGCUUAAGCAUA